Messenger RNA from Episyrphus balteatus (marmalade hoverfly), 1905 nucleotides. Its product is annotated as acyl-CoA Delta-9 desaturase. Lineage: Eukaryota; Metazoa; Arthropoda; Insecta; Diptera; Syrphidae. Gene Ontology annotation, cellular component: endoplasmic reticulum membrane. Gene Ontology annotation, molecular function: stearoyl-CoA 9-desaturase activity; iron ion binding. Bases 349 to 1662 code for a protein of 437 amino acids. The record is from RefSeq and is a predicted model, not a curated record. Gene Ontology annotation, biological process: unsaturated fatty acid biosynthetic process. The transcript is spliced from 5 exons.
GACUUCGACCUGUUAGCAGCAAUUUGUUUUUUUUUUCUCUAUCGUUGUCGUUUGGUAAAUUUUAACCAUAGCGUUAAGGUUUUUAUCAUAACGCGUCGCUGUUGUUAAAAACUUGAACAUAGAAUUCCUCACUCUUAAAGAGUGAGAAGUAGUGUUGUACUGUGUGAGCUUUUUGAAGCUGAAGAACACUUGAGGACAUUGAGAGCAUUUAAAAUAAAAGUGCAAGUUACUUAAAUGUUUGCAUUUGUGAAGUGAAAAUUUAAUUAAUUAAUAAACAUAAGUGACACUGAUAAAUCUCUGUUCGAGGAUAGUUUACAUUACAAUUUAGGAUUUUAAAGCAUUUCAAAGAUGGCUCCUAACAUAAUAGGGAGCUCAUUCAUCUUAGCAGAGGCUACGUUGAAUUCUGAUGAUGCAAAUAAUAAUAACAACAACCACACAAACAACAACAAUAAUAACAACAGAAAACGCAACUCUUUAGUAUGCAAUACUGCUAAUAGUACGAUACCCAACACAAAUGAUCGCGUUCCCGGUCUGGGCGAUCCGAUUGUUGCUAAAGAUUACGGAAAUGCCGCCAUUACUGCCACCACUGUUGUCGCCAGCACAAAAAUACAAAAGCCAAAGAAAGAAUAUCGCUUGGAAAUCGUCUGGCGUAAUGUCGUGAUAUUUGCCAUUCUUCAUAUGUUCGGAUUGUAUGGAUUGUAUUUGAUAUUCGCUGAGAAUGCUUAUUUGGCAUACAUGUUUGGUUAUGUCUUUGGAACCUUUGGAGGUUUUGGUAUCACAGCUGGAGCUCACAGACUCUGGUCACACAGAGCCUACAAAGCCAAAUGGCCAAUGAGGUUCUUCUUGAUGAUCUGCCAAUCAAUUGCAUUCCAAAACAGUAUCUACGAAUGGGUGCGUGAUCACAGAGUGCAUCACAAAUUCACUGAUACCAAUGCCGAUCCACAUAAUUCCCGUCGAGGAUUUUUCUUCUCCCACAUGGGUUGGUUGAUGUGCAAGAAGCAUCCCGAUGUCAAAGAAAAGGGAAAACAAAUUGAUAUGAGCGAUUUAGAGGCAGAUCCAAUAGUUAUGUUCCAGAAAAAGUAUUAUUUCUACAUUAUGCCACUGUGUUGCUUCAUCAUGCCCUCAUUGAUUCCGUACUUUUAUUUUGGAUUUUCAAUUAAGGUCUGCUUCUUCACCUGUUCCAUGCUUCGUUACGUUCUUUCUCUGCAUUACACUUGGUUAGUUAACAGUGCUGCUCACUUUUAUGGAAUGAAACCUUACGAUAGUUUCAUCUCAUCAACUAACAAUAAAAUAGUCUCGAUAUUGGCUUAUGGUGAAGGUUGGCAUAACUAUCAUCAUGUUUUCCCCUGGGAUUACAAAGCAGCUGAAUUGGGAACCUACACUUACAAUUGGUCAACAGCUUUAAUUAACUUCUUUGCAAAGUUUGGUCUUGCCUAUGACCUCAAGACCGUCUCAGACGAUAUGAUUCGCAAGAGGGUUCUUCGAACUGGUGAUGGAAGUCAUGUUUACGCCUCACAAGACUUAAAUAACAAUUCAAUGACAGAAGAAAUGAUUCUGAAGCUGAACCAUGACAAUGAAGAGAAUCUCGUUUGGGGAUGGGAUGACACGGAUAUGCGAGAGGAUGACCGUGAAGGAGCGAAUAUAAUUAAGAAAUAUGAUUAAGAGCUAUAAGCUGUGCUAAAACUGCAUUAAAUAAAUGUUGUUUUAUUAAGAUUGUAUAUGUAUAGACGUAAACGUUGUUGUAUAUAUAGGUAGGUGUAGUUUUGAGUAGAAUUAUGAUGGGUUCAAGUUUAUGACUUGGUUAAUUUUUUUUUUUAAAUGGGCGAGUAAUAAUUUAAGCUUGGCGAUUUGUGAUAAAAUCGUCGAAUUUAUUGUUUUAGGCUGUAAUCUUUAUACGACAAUUAU